GCAGUCAGCUGAUCAACGCCGCGCAAUCGCAGUUACAUUACUGCAUAGGCGUAAAAGAAGAAGUUUGCUGUUUUAAACGAAGCAUAAGUUUACAGCUGUGUGUGCAUAAUUGGAAAAAAAGUGAAUCAGAAGUAAAACGGGGAAAUUGGAUCACGAUAGAAUAUUGGAAUACCCGUUAAAUAUAUAAUCAACGAAAAAACUAGUGGAAAAUUUUAUUGCGUUACGCCAUGUUCACUGAUGUGAGGAAAGUACACCAGAUGUAUUGCAAAGUUCGUGCAAAAUGUCUGUGUUAGAAAUUUCUUAUCCACUCCGAAAUAAUAUUCACAUGUUCAUUCAAAAUAGCACAACGUUUAUUUUAAACAUACAAGCCACAACGUGAUAAGUAAUCUGUUUAGUUGAAGAAGGAAACAAUAUGUAUAAGUAUUAUACAUGGUUUUUUUUAAACAUCUUUUUUUUGGAUCCUGUAUAAAACUUCUAAUAGAAAAUAUUGCUACCUUUCUGGAAACUAACGAUCUAUUUGUCAAUUAAUUGACAAACAUGUAUACAUUCAAACCGUUUGUGUUCAUGAAGCAUGAAGCACAGAGUGUAGAACGUCCAAAAGCUAGAAGUGGACAUAGAAUAGUCUGUGAUCAUAAGAAUUUAUAUUCUUAUGGUGGAUUCAAUCCUUGUAUCUCUGAUACUGAUCCUGAUAUGCAAAAUGAUCAGACGUGGAUCUCUAGUAAACCACUUUUCAAAGAAGUUUGGAAAUUUAAUCUUGUUACACAACAAUGGAAACGCUUACCAGGUCAGGAUAACAUGCCCAAUGAAUUAGCAUCUAAUGCAGUGAUUUUAAGAGGCAAUGUUCUGAUGGUUUAUGGUGGCACUGGUGUACCAUUUGGACAUAGUUGUAGCAAUCAUCUUUAUGUGUGCAAUGUUAAUGAUGGUAGAAUGUAUAUAGUUCCUGCAAAGGGAGAUCUACCAGAACCUCAAUAUGGACAAGCUUUAAUAUGUCAUGGGUCAUAUUUAUAUACUGUUGGUGGUACUACAGGAUAUGAAUAUACUUGUGAUAUUCAUAGAUUUGAUCUUAGGACUGGUGUUUGGGAAACUGUUUAUAUAUGUUCUGGAAGAGAUCAGAGUGAACCUACGGGACGAUAUAGACAUGAAUUAGCUUUUGAUGGGAAACUUAUAUAUGUUUUGGGAGGUGGAACAGCUACAGAAGCAUUUGGUUUCUCAGAAAUUCCUGCCUUUGAUCUAGAAAUGAAUAAAUGGAUAAUAUUAAACACAUAUAGUGAUAAUGAUGAUAAUACAGUACCAGAACCUAGACGAUGUCAUGGAUCGGUGCAGUAUACAGAUGAGAAAACAGGCGUAACAUCAGUUGUAAUCUCAGGAGGAUAUAAUGGAGAUCAUGUCUUCUCAGAUGUUUGGAGAUUAGAUUUAAAUCUGCUACAGUGGACAUGUUUAAGAAAAUGUAUACUUCCCUGUCCUGUAUAUUUUCAUUCUGCAGCUCUUACUCCGGAAGGACGCAUGUAUACAUUUGGUGGUAUCGUUAAAGAAAAUAAUAAGGUUGUAAGGACAGAUGCAGUUCAUUCUGUUUGGUUGACAAUUCCUAAAUUAUCAGAAAUAUGUUGGCAAGCAUUAAUUCAUUACUGUCCAGACUUGAGGCACAAGUCACAAGAUGAAUUACUUCACAUGGGUAUACCUCUUAAAUUUGUGCAAAGAAUUGAUUGGUAUGAUGCAUAAUAUUUAAGAAACUUUUUUGAUAUUUGCUACUCAUUCAAAGCGUUACCACUCCGACCAUUGUUACCAGUUACUUAUUGCAUGAAUAUUGUAAUUAUUGAACAUUAUUGUCAUAAUUUAUUUAUAAUAUUUUUAUAAAAGAGGUACGUAGUGUGUUGGGCAAUUAAUAUGACAAAUAUUAUCAAUGGAUCACUUUCUUCGAAUUUACUUAUAUCGUGCAAUAUUUUACAUACUGAAUGAAAUUUUACACAUAAAAUAUAUGUAUUAAAAACAGGAAGAAAAUUCAUAUAAACAUAUAUUUACAAAUGAACACUAAUGUCAAAAAAAGAUUUCAAAUAAGUAUACUAAAGUUAAAUUUAAUUUCGAUAAAGAAGCGUUUAUAUACAUUUUUUUCUUUUUUUUGUUUAGUUAGCAAAUAGAAAUUGUAGCCAGAGUCUUGUCAAUAUAAUGCAAAAUACAUAAUAUUUUUAAAAUCUUUCCAUUUUUUUCUUUUAUUGUAAUUCGUUUACGUCUGCGAGUGAUCUAAAAUUGUAGACUCAAACAAUUCAUAUAAAGUUUUUUUUUAUAUAAAAUUUUACUUGUAGAAAGAAACGUAAAAUCCUUUUAUAUUAUAACUUCUUUAUCGAAAUUUGAAUUAUUUAAUUUACAUUUUUUAUUUUUAAUAAAGUAGAUUCUCAUAAUAAAUAAAGAAUCGGAUUACAUACCGUACAUUAUAUACAGUUGUUGGCAAAUAUGCUUAUUAAUUUAGUUGUUAUAUAAUGUCGCAACAAGAAUGCGUAUAAUACCGUAAAUUUUCAUCAUAAACUAUACAUAUACCUUCUUAGAAGGCUAUACUGUUUUUUUCUUUGUUAGCACGGCAAUAUCCUUCAUUAAAAUUCACUACAUCAUUGUACAUACAUUUAAAUAUAAAUAAGCAGUAAUGUAUUCUUUAAUAGAAGAAAUUAGCUGCACACUGCAACAUAAUAUAUCUUUAAGUGAAAAGAGAAAAAUUAAGUAUUAAAUAUAUGUGAAAAAAGACAUCGAAAAAAUGUUUUACUUUAAUUACAACAGUUGUUCAGUUCAAUAUGUCGAAGAGUAAAUUUAUGUCGUAUAUUAAUAUACUCGUUAUUUUUCAUAUAUUGCUAGAUCUUGAUUAUCCGAAAAUCUAUUAUCUAGAUAAAUAUCUCAGAGAAAGUAAUAGUAUUAAUGUAUAGUUUGAAAAAGCUAUGCAUUUAGCAGAAAGAUUGGGAAAACAAAAAUAAACAAAACUAAUUCGGAUAAUCGAAGUUAUCUAUUGAACUUGGUUAAAAUAAAAUUACUUAGUUAAAUAAAAUUCUUCUGAUUAUAGUAAAUAAUCAUUGUUUUGCGAAAAUAAAUUGUAUGGAUUAAUGUAGUCUUCAACCGUUAGAGGAAAAUUUUAUACGUUCAGAUACAGAUAAACAGUACAAAUGAUACACAAAUUUUUAGGCAAUAUAAGUUUACAUCUUCAGAUAAUACAGUUUUAUUCAGUUCAUGAAAGGAACUAUUCCUAAAUCUAAUUUUUAUACGAAGUAAUCUAAAUAAUUUUAUUCAAUACUUCUAUUCAGGGAAAUUGAAUAGCAGAAAGUGCUCCAUUGCAAACGAAAGCCUUUUUAUGAUGAUAUUAUUGAUAAGAAUAUUAAUUACACAAUAUCUAUUUAUUAUCUAUAUCAUAUUACAGAUUAUUAUUUUUUUAAUAAAUAUAAGCUGGCCUGCGGAUAUGAAUAACGGAUUAACAGAAACCAGUAAUGAAAAUAUAACUUAUACUUUUUUAGUAAUAUUUUAGUGAUAUUGCAAGCUAAAUUCAACAUUAUGAAUCGUAGUUAAAUUCAAAAUCUAUUCUCAAAAUUCUCAUUAUAUUAAUUCACGUUUAUGUAUUGAUUUAAGUUAUAUCUAAACUAUGAAGUCUGCAUAGAAAAGAAGUAUCUGAAUAGUUUCAAAAAAAUGCUAAAGAACGAAUGUUAUCGAAUAUUUAAAAUAGAAAAACGAGAAAAUUCGUUAAGAAAUUGAAAUGAUCUUUUAUAGGAAUUCUUCUUCACUUUCAAUAGAAAAAGGAAAACUCUGAUCGCUUCUCUUCUGGCACAAAACAAUAUGAUAUAGUAUGUUGCCUUCCUCUGCAUUUGCAGUUUCUCUGAAGUAGAACUUCAUAUCAAACAGACGAUGUAUUUGCGUACCAAUUUCGGAGUACAAAAUAGCUUAAAAGUUACUUUAAGUACGCAAUGCAGAAUGCAUCCAAUUAUUAUUAAUAGGCAUGAUUAUCGAAAGAGGACUAGGGGAACAAACGAUGGUAAAGAAAAUGAUAAAUUGCGCGUGAAUUUGUAUAAAAGGAACUCUUGCCUUAAAAUUAGAUAAGCUAAAUGCAUUCAGGUUUGUAUGCGACACGUCAAUAAUUGCAUUACAGUAAAAAAAUUUUUUAUUGACGUUCCAUACAAAUGAAUUGUAUCGACAUAUGAAAAAUCACGCGAGUUAUACUUAAGUAGACACAAAGGUUGUUUCUCUUCUCAUAUUGUUCAAUUCUCGGUGCUAUUUAUCUAAAUUUAAGAAGACGAUUGUCAUAGACGAUCGUACAUAUUAACAAAGAUAGAUUGUAAAUAGGAAAUUGAAUACAGUCAAGCUGAUACUCUUAAUCCUGUUUAUUUCUCUUCACACACCCUUUAUAUUAUAUCUAAAAUAAUUAAUGUACUGAAGAUGCUUAUGAAUUCUAUGAUCAAAAAGUUUGUGUAAAAAGAAUACUCUUCUUUGAUUGAAAAUUGUAAAUGUUGUAAUUACACGUGAAACAAAUGGUUGACAAUGCACAAAUGUAUCUAGAAAAGCAAUAUAACGAAAUACUUUGUAACAAUUAUAUCGUUAUGAACAUUGUAUGUAGUUGAAACUGCUCUAAUUGUAAGUGCUAUUCUCUAUAGUACUCUACGACUUCAUAUUAACCCAGGAUUACCCAUGUGAGGGUCAAGUGCCGGGACUAGAAUCCAGGUAGGUAAUUCCGGGUUAACCGGGUCGCCGGGAUGUACCUGCGCUAGACCCCCAGGUGGGUAAUCCCGGAUUAAACGACGUUAUCCCAAAUGAGGUUUCAGAAGUUUUCAGACAGAUGUGCAAAGACUACGUUGAAAUCUAAAUUGGUACAUUAACGAAGCAAUUAAGAUCUCAUUUGACGGUCUGGAUGUUAAUUCCACUUGUUGCCUUUAUCUUAUUAAUAAUAACAGUGAAAGUAUUUUAUAGUAUGCGCGUUUGUUUUCGUGCCUUUAAAUGCGUGUACACGCGUUCAUAAUGAUCGCUAAAUGUCAACGACGAGACAUAUACUUAGGUAUCAUUACGUCUGCUCAUAGAAUAUCGAUAGACUGAUAACAUUUCUUAAUAUCUUAAUUGUUCUAUUAAUAAUGUGAACAGAUGCGAAAAAGAUCAUAAAGAAGAAAAAUAUUCAAAAUUAUGAUGUCGAUGAGAUCAAAUACGUAAGAUUAUAUUUCUAAAUAUUAGAGUUAAACUAAGUAGAUAUAUAAAUUAAUGUUUGUAUCUUUUGGUUGUAUUCGAACUAACAAAAAUACGCAAUAUCCCUCUCUGCGCAAAUAAAAUAUAUUUUACAGACGUACAAUUGUGAUUAAUUUCUUAAAUAACGGGCCGCAAAGAUAUUGUAAAUGAAUUUUCGUUGCAAAAACAAGUGGAAACCUUUUGUUAUACACUUAAUAAUAGGUCGUUGUAAUUUAUAGCUAUUGUACAGUAUAAUAAUCAAUGGAAAGAUAAAGAAACGCUACGUAAACUA
Frieseomelitta varia is the source of this 5467-nucleotide messenger RNA. It is a transcript of the gene slim, whose product is annotated as kelch domain-containing protein 10 homolog. NCBI's taxonomy places the organism in Eukaryota, Metazoa, Arthropoda, Insecta, Hymenoptera, Apidae. Gene Ontology annotation, molecular function: protein binding. The transcript has 3 exons. Gene Ontology annotation, biological process: positive regulation of stress-activated MAPK cascade. Bases 538 to 1719 code for a protein of 393 amino acids. The record is from RefSeq and is a predicted model, not a curated record.